Pichia kudriavzevii is the source of this 1644-nucleotide messenger RNA. RefSeq lists its product as uncharacterized. Gene Ontology annotation, cellular component: plasma membrane. The transcript has a single exon. Gene Ontology annotation, biological process: transmembrane transport. Lineage: Eukaryota; Fungi; Ascomycota; Pichiomycetes; Pichiales; Pichiaceae. The coding region runs from base 1 to 1644 and encodes 547 amino acids. Gene Ontology annotation, molecular function: transmembrane transporter activity. The record is from RefSeq and is a predicted model, not a curated record.
AUGAGCAUCCCCCCACCAUACGCAGAACCUGUCAAUGGCAGGUAUGACUACUCGGUCCUUCCUCCAUAUGACGAGGGAGACACCAAGUGGGACUUUGAAAUCCCAGAGAAACCCGUUCCGGCGCCAGAAUACGAUGACGCCUUCCCCAUCAACGAACCGGUAUACAACGACAAAGUCUUUACGUACAUUUUCACCAUUGUGGUGAUAGCGUUUACUGGACUGGCACAUUACUCGUACAAGAGUCUAUCAAACAACCACACAUUCUGGGACACCUCCACCAAUAGCAAUGAUAUGGGGGCUCAGCUUACAAAGUCCGCAAGGUAUUUGUACAUGUUUGUCUCAGUUACAACAAUAACUCCCCUGGUUUGUUCGACCUUUUUGCUUCUCCUAGUCUACCUCUGUCCAACUGCCUUUAUUAUCAUCUCAUUUCUCCUUGUGCCCUUAUCCUUGUUCACAUUUGCAUUCUCAUCCUUCUGGGCAGGUGCAAUCCUUCCUGCCCUCUUGUUUGGUGUCUUGGGUACUUUGAUGAUGGCUUUUAUGUUCAAUAAUUUUAGCAGGUUUUCCUUUUCUGCACUCAUGCUCAAAUUGGUGGUAUCGGCAAUGACAAAAUACCCGUCAACCAUUCUUGUCUCCUUCAUGUCCUCUAUUAUUACCGCAUUCAUUUCCAUAGUUUAUAUGGUCUCACUAGUUAUGAUUGUUAACUGGAGAACUCUAGGCGAUGAUACAAACUGCCCUCAUACAAAUGGUAAUGACGUUUGCGUUUCAACUGUGUCCAUAUUCGUUUACCUCUUUGCAAUGUUUUCCGGCUUUUACAUUUUCCAGGUAUUACAAAAUACAACCCACGUCAUCUUGGCCGGAGUGUUUAGCUCUUGGUAUUUCUUUGAUACUUAUCCCGAACAAUCCAAACCGAAAACACCUGCGUUCGGGGCAAUCCGCCGUGCAUUCACAUACUGUUUUGGAUCUAUCUGUUUUGGAUCUUUACUUGUCUCCCUAGUGCAGACACUCAGGAUGUCACUGCAACUAGUGAAAUCCAGGUUACAGUCAAUUAGACAGCAGGACAACGAGUCCAAUGGCGAUGCAUCUCUGCUUACUUGCUUCUUGCUCUGUUUUGUCACGAUUUUAGAAUGGAUUGCCAGAGAGUUUGAAUAUUGGAUGCAAUGGUUCAAUAGGUACGCAUAUUCCUACCUUUCAAUGUAUGGCAAACCAUACCUCGCAUCUGCUAGAGACACCUUUGAGAUUUUGAAAUAUAAAGGAAUGGACAUUUUAAUCAAUGAUUCAUUGAUUGGAUCUGCUAUUUCCUUCUAUUCGUUGCUUUCCAUGGGCAUAACCGGGUUGGUGCUCUACAUAACCUUCCAAGGUUCGAAUUUACAGGAAAUGGGUCCUGAAAUGUUGACCAUUGGGUUAUUCGGUGGGUUGCUGGUUGCCUAUUUCAUUGUUUCUACAACAAUCAACUGCCUGGACGUUGGGUUUGUUACAUUCACUAUUGGUCUGGCCGUGGAUCCAGAGGCAUUCACCAGAACCGAUGCGGGAAACGCUACUGCCACUAGCAUCGAGAGAUUGCAGGCAUGGGAGAAGAUGAACGUUUACUAUCCUGGUAUCAGAGAACGAGUGGUUGUCGACUGGCCCGAGGAGGCCAUCCCUUAA